Molecule: messenger RNA, 2631 nt
Organism: Panicum virgatum (switchgrass)
Lineage: Eukaryota; Viridiplantae; Streptophyta; Magnoliopsida; Poales; Poaceae
Product: CSC1-like protein HYP1
Exons: 10
Coding region: 169-2265 (698 amino acids)
Cellular component (GO): plasma membrane
Molecular function (GO): calcium-activated cation channel activity
Source: RefSeq, a predicted model, not a curated record
UGUGCGCCGCGGCAGAUGCAAAGCGGAAGCGACAGCCGACAGGCCGAGUAGCCUUUACCCGCUCGCUCCCGCUGCCACUGACCACCCGGCCCCACCUCGCCGGAGGAGUCGGCCUCCCUGCGGGCCCAGGAAUCUUCGGGGCGCCGCCGCCGCCGGAGCCGGGGCGCGAUGAUCCUCUCGGCGCUCGCCACGUCGGUGGGGCUCAACCUGGCCCUCACCGUGCUCCUCGCCGCGGCCUACACGCUUCUCCGCCGCAGGCCGGCGUACGUCGAGGUCUACGCCCCGCGCCGCCCCUACGCGCCGCUCGAGCCCUGGCUCCCCGCGGCGUGGCGCCGCUCCGAGGAGGACGUCCACGCCGCCGCGGGGCUCGACGGCGUCGUCUUCGUCCGCAUCUUCGUCUUCAGCAUCAGGGUCUUCGCGGCGGCGGCGGUGCUCGGGGUCGGGGUGCUGCUGCCGGUCAACUUCCUGGGGGACCAGCUCCGGACGAUCGACUUCUCCGACCUGCCCAACAAGUCCAUUGAGCUCUUCAGCGUCUCCAAUGUCCAGGACGGCUCCAACAAAUUGUGGCUACACUUCUCAGCUGUUUAUAUCAUAACAGGAAUUACAUGCUACCUACUGUAUCAUGAGUACAAAUAUAUCUCUUGCAAGAGGCUAGAGUAUUUUAUGACUUCAAAGCCAUUACCACAGCAUUUCACAGUUCUUGUCCGUGCCAUUCCAGUAUCUGAUGGUGUUGCAGUGAGUGAUGCAGUUGAUAAGUUUUUCAGAGAGUAUCAUUCAUCCACCUACUUGUCACACACAGUUGUUCAUCAAACUGGCAAACUUCGUCGUCUUCUUAAUGAUGCUGAAAAUAUUUGUACAAAGCUUACCAACUUAAAGUAUGUCCAUCGGUCUUCUCAAGACGCUCCAAGAAAAUUUCUUGGAUUAUUUGGCAGAAAUGAUGUUCUUGGGAAAUACCAGAAAAGGCUGGAGGACGUAGAAGAGAAUGUUAGACUGGAACAGUCAGAUGCUACUAGAAGACAGGAAAUUCCUGCCGCCUUUGUUUCGUUCAGGUCUCGAUAUGGUGCUGCAAAUGCAAUUUACAUUAGGCAGUCAGAUAAUCCAACUGAGUGGCAAACUGAGCAUGCUCCUGAUCCUCAUGAUGUUUAUUGGCCUUUCUUUUCAACAUCCUUCAUGGAAAGAUGGAUUGCCAAGUUUGUAGUUUUUGUAGCUUCAGUUCUUCUGAUACUUGUCUUUCUCCUAGUUGUGGCAUUUGUUCAAGGACUCACCUAUUUGGAACAAGUAGAGAAAUGGCUGCCUUUCCUGAGGAAGAUACUGGAAAUAGCUGUUGUGAGUCAACUGGUUACAGGAUAUCUUCCCAGUGUCAUUCUUCACGUUCUUUCAUCUUAUGUGCCCUCCAUAAUGAAGCUAUUUUCAACUAUGCAAGGAUUUAUUUCUGUUAGUGGGAUUGAGCGAAGUGCUUGCAAUAAGAUGCUUCGGUUUACAAUAUGGACUGUGUUCUUUGCCAAUGUUCUCACUGGUUCAGUCUUAGUUCAAGUCGAGAUUUUCCUUAAUCCAAAGGAAAUACCCUCAAAACUUGCAGUUCUUGUACCUGCACAGGCCUCUUUCUUUAUUGCAUAUGUGGUGACAUCGUGGACAAGCAUAACGUCUGAACUCACUCAAACUGCUGCCCUUUUCUGUCAUCUAUGGGGAAAAUGUGCAAAGUGUUGCAGGAGGGACACCUCCGAAGCCCCAUCAAUGCCCUAUCAUAGUGAAAUUCCACGGAUCCUCUUGUUUGGACUUCUUGGGUUCACAUAUUUUAUUGUAGCCCCUCUUAUCCUCCCAUUUGUAUUGGUCUACUUCUGCCUUGGCUACUUCAUAUUUCGUAAUCAGCUUUUUAAUGUAUAUGCGCCCAAGUAUGAUACUGGAGGAAAAUUUUGGCCUAUCGUGCACAACACAACAAUAUUUUCUCUGGUGGUUCUGCAUAUAAUUGCCAUUGGAGUAUUUGGGUUAAAGAAGCUUCCCCUUGCAUCAAGUUUGCUGCUACCUCUUCCGGUGCUGACCCUUCUGUUCAAUGAAUUCUGCCGGAACAGAUUUGUCCCUAUCUUUGAAGCAUACUCUACCGAGUCUUUGAUAAAGAAAGAUAGAGAAGAACAGAGCAAACCAGAGAUGCUUGAAUUCUUCAGCAAUCUUGUAACAGCAUACCGUGACCCAGCAUUGAAACCUAUCCGACGUGCUUCGAACUCGGAUGAACGUACUGCACCGCUCUUGGCGUCUAGCCCCAUAUAAGUUGUAGAUGACAGCUGACCCCUAUGGUGUCAAUUCUCAAUUGGAUUUCAUCAUCAGAUACACAAUGGUGGUGUGCUUCUUGUUUGUUACACAAAGCAGAGUUUUUUACAUGCAUGGUUGUAACUUGUAAUUUUUGUCUGUUGUGCAAUAUUUUUUUUUUUUCCUUUCUGGUGAGGAGUUUGUUGUACAUAUCUGUAGAUGAUAUUUUGUUCUUCUCAGAGAUGAAUAAUGCCUUGCUAUGUUGUGCUGGCAAUACAAACUUAACUUGUGAUGGGUUCAUGGAUUGUACCCUCAAGUUUUUCAUGACCUUGGAGCAUGUGAACAUUGCCUUGCUUUCACAUUAUGCAGCCUAUGAGAUUGUUGCCA